AUGAUUGAACAAGUCCAUACUGAUGCAUCGAUUGCAAGUAUAACGGAAGUACUGCGGCCAGAUACAAGUUGGGAUUGCACCAACCAUACCAACACAAACAACUCCAAUUCGCACUUGCAAUCCCCCAGCAGUGAGGAUAACAUUCAAGAGGAUGAUGAAGAGGAGGAGCAUGUGGAUGAAAUCGAAACGGAUCAAUACGAUGAAGAUGCAAAUAAAUUCAGCAAUGCAAUUAUGAAUGCUAUGACGACAAUGUCACCAACUUUAAACAACAACUAUAACAAUAGCAAUAGCAAUAGCAAUAGUAAUAGCAAUUUGAGCAACCCUACCAACAUAAAAUUUAAUAGUAGCAACAAUGGCAGCAACAACACUAACAACAAUGGUAUUCAUAAUAAUGAUAGCAAUUUUAAUGAGCAGCUGUCAUCUCCCACAGCAGAAACUUCAACAAAGUCGUCAACGUCAAAUAAGAUUAAUUCCAUACCAACAUCCGCAACAGUUUCCGUUUCCGCAAAUGUUUCCGCUUUACAAAAUAUUAAUCUUGAUAAUUGUAAUGCAAAUGUGAAUGUGAAUGCUACCAAAAAACACGCAAGCAACAAUACCACAAAUCCCUCUACCCCAACUCAUAAUACACCAACAAAACCAACAACCAAUAUCGACAAUUUUAAUUCCUUGAAUGCUAACAACAUGCUCAAUCGCAAUCAAACUUCAAAUACAAAUCAAAAUCAGAACGAAAUUCUAAAUCAAAAUCAUAAUCAAAAUCAGAAUCAAAAUCAGAAUCAGAAUCAAAAUCGUAAUCGAAUUCAAAAUUCACAUUCAAUACAAAAUCAGAGCCAGAAUCUAAUUCAGAAUCAAAAUCAAAACAUUUCCUCCAGUUUAGAGAUAAUCCUUUCGCCAAUUAUUCAAAGUAGUCGACGGUAA
Teleopsis dalmanni is the source of this 915-nucleotide messenger RNA. RefSeq names its product probable cyclin-dependent serine/threonine-protein kinase DDB_G0292550. The transcript has 2 exons. Bases 1 to 915 code for a protein of 304 amino acids. The record is from RefSeq and is a predicted model, not a curated record. Lineage: Eukaryota; Metazoa; Arthropoda; Insecta; Diptera; Diopsidae.